Messenger RNA from Rasamsonia emersonii CBS 393.64, 1416 nucleotides. RefSeq lists its product as uncharacterized. The coding region runs from base 1 to 1416 and encodes 471 amino acids. The record is from RefSeq and is a predicted model, not a curated record. The transcript has 2 exons. Lineage: Eukaryota; Fungi; Ascomycota; Eurotiomycetes; Eurotiales; Trichocomaceae.
AUGACAGCGGCCUCUCCAACGGUCCCUCCACCUGUCGGAGAAAAUGGACUCAAUGGUGGUGUCAGUGGCCCUAUGAAUAUGCCGCGUUUCCAUCCAAUUGCUAUCAACCCGAACACAUCAGGUCCUCCUGCUCCCCCGGUGUCGGCAUCCUACCGCCCCUAUGGCGCUCCUAUGCCAGAACAGCAGCAUCAACAUCAGCAACAGCAACCACCACCACAACACCUGCCUCCCCCUCCUCACCAUCAUGUCAAUCCUCCUCCUCCUCUCCCCCCGGGACCACCAUUAUCAAUUCCCUCGCAGUUGGAACAAAUUGAAGCUCGCCUGCGCCAAAUAGAGCAGGAAGAAGCUAGUCGUGCAGCUGCUCGCGCUCGUAUCCUCGCCAUCCGAAAGCGGGAAGACGAAGAAUUUCGAAUGAUCACGGAGAGAGCGGAAGCUGAAGAAGAAGAGCUCCGACGGCAGAGGAAGAGAUUGAAGAGAGAAUCCAUGGGCCUCACAUGUGACUCUCAAAAUGACUCUCCUCCACGGCCCAUGCCUCGUCGUUUAUCAGAGACAAAUGCGGCCACUGCUCUAGCCAUUUUCAAGCAGCAGACCCCGCCAGAGCCGCGUCCGGCUCCCACCCCAAUCAUCCAACAGCCACCUCAGAUCAUGAAUCCCAAUGUCGGCAGCGGCACUAGCACUAGCACUGGUACUAGCGCUGGCACUGGUAAUGGCACCGGCACGUUUCGGAAGAAGCAGAAAUAUACCAUCAAGAAUGCUGAGGCCUGGGGCGAACGCCACGGACGACCGGCGGCAUACGAUCCCGCUGGACGUGCUUUGUGGAAACGGCCUUCUGAUGGCCGUCUCGUUUAUCUUGACUGCCCAGUACCAAGCUGUGGCAAGUCCGACUUUGUGACGCUCCAUGGCUUCAUGUGCCAUCUGACGAAGAAACACAAAGACAGGAGCCUUGGCAGCCAAUCGCGUGCUCUUGACAUAUGCGGUACUGUCUACGACCCGAAUGCACCUCGACCUCCGCGUCCCAGUGUGAAUCGAGGCUCCACCGAGGACAGUCGAUCGGGAUCGGUUCACACGGAUGUCGAGGGUUAUCAGCAAGAGAUCGAGUACUCUUCUGCGUCGGAUGAAGAGGAUGGCCAGGACCAGAGCCCCCAGAUCAAGAAAGAAGAAUCCGGUAGCAAGGCUCCGGAGGUGCAUUCUGAUCACCCAAAUGAUGCUGCACCCGUGGAAUCCUCGCCCCAAACGAAUGGCUCGAACAAGCCGACUAUUGCAGCCAUGAUUGACAGCAACGUCCAACCGGAGUCUUGGAGAAGCACGACGCCUCCUGCUGAUGUGAAAGGUGCGCCGGAUCAGCCAGCUGCUGCCAACGGAAGCGCGGAGUCAGCUGCUGGCUCGCACGACGCCGGUAAGGAGAAUAGCGGCUGA